Messenger RNA from Otolemur garnettii (small-eared galago), 2604 nucleotides. It is a transcript of the gene CCR1, whose product is annotated as C-C motif chemokine receptor 1. The coding region runs from base 208 to 1275 and encodes 355 amino acids. NCBI's taxonomy places the organism in Eukaryota, Metazoa, Chordata, Mammalia, Primates, Galagidae. Gene Ontology annotation, cellular component: cytoplasm; membrane. The record is from RefSeq and is a predicted model, not a curated record. Gene Ontology annotation, molecular function: C-C chemokine receptor activity; chemokine (C-C motif) ligand 5 binding; chemokine (C-C motif) ligand 7 binding. The transcript is spliced from 2 exons. Gene Ontology annotation, biological process: positive regulation of monocyte chemotaxis; G protein-coupled receptor signaling pathway; inflammatory response.
UCAAGCGUCCAACCACGCAAAAAGAGGAACUCUGCCCUCUUGUCAUUCUGAAAUACUGUGAAACCGGAGUCAAUUCUCCAUCAUCUACAGGAAACGGGGACUUCCUACUUGGUCAGGACCUUGAACCCUGAAUUCAUAAAAUCUCUUGAGAGCCCCAGGGACAAAGACGUCGUGGACAAAAGCCCUUGGAACUAGAGAGAAACCAAAAUGGAGAUUUCACCUACCACAGAGGACUACGGCAUGAUCACAGAAUAUGACUAUGGGGACACAACCCCAUGCCAGAAGGAGACAGAGAGGGCCUUUGGGGCCCAGUUGCUGCCCCCUCUGUACUCUCUAGUAUUUAUCAUUGGCCUGGUGGGCAAUGUCCUUGUGGUCUUGGUCCUCAUGCAAUACAAAAGGCUCAGAAGCAUGACCAGCAUCUACCUCCUCAACCUGGCCAUCUCUGACCUGCUCUUCCUCUUCACGCUGCCCUUCUGGAUCAACUACAAGUUGAAGGAUGACUGGGUUUUUGGUGAUGGCAUGUGUAAGCUUCUCUCUGGGUUUUAUUACAUAGGUUUGUACAGUGAGAUCUUCUUCAUCAUCCUGCUGACCAUCGACAGGUACCUGGCCAUCGUCCAUGCUGUGUCUGCCUUGCAGGCUCGGACUGUCACCUUUGGUAUCAUCACCAGCAUCUUCACCUGGGUCCUGGCCAUCUUGGCUUCUAUCCCCGGCUGGUACUUUUCCAAGACCCAGCGGGAGAUCAAGCAUCACACCUGCAGCAUUCAUUUCCCUCCUGAAAGCCAAAGAAAUUGGAAAAUAUUUCAGGCUCUAAAACUGAACCUCUUGGGGCUGGUUUUGCCUCUGUUAGUCAUGAUCUUCUGCUACACAGGCAUCAUCAAGAUUCUGCUCAGACGACCAAAUGAGAAGAAGUCCAAAGCCGUCCGUCUGAUUUUCGUCAUCAUGCUCAUCUUCUUCCUCUUUUGGACCCCCUACAAUCUGACUAUACUUGUUUCUGUCUUCCAAGACUCCCUGUUCACCAAUCAGUGUCAGCAGAGCAAACACCUGGACGUGGCCAUCCAGGUGACAGAGGUGAUCGCCUACACACACUGCUGCGUCAACCCGGUGAUCUACGCCUUCGUUGGGGAAAGGUUCCGCAAGUACCUGCGCCAGCUGUUCCAUAGGCAUGUGGCUGUGCACCUGGCUAAAUGGCUCCCCUUCCUCUCCACGGACAGGUUGGAGAGGGCCAGCUCCAUGUCUCCCUCCACAGGGGAGCAUGAGCUCUCUGCUGGGUUCUGACUCAGACCACUUGUGGCCUAUCUGGGACCCAGUAGGAAUGACCUGCCAGGCAGGCCUGGAGAGGAAACAGCCUGGCUGUCUCAGCUGGAUUCUCCUACCUGGCAUUGCACAGAAUCACAGCCACUCAGGGUUGAGAGGGAGCUUAAAGGUGGCUUAGACUAAAUCACUUCUGGGGCUCAGUCUUUUCCAUUAACUUCUCCCUAGUGGCAAAAAGAUGAAUGGGACAAGAGUGCCAGCAAAAGGCUUGGGCCUAAGCAGGAUUUCAAGUUUGUGAGCAUUAAUGUUUGUCAACAAAGCCACUGCAGCUCCCAUUCCCACCCCACCCUCACCAUCCAUGAACUCGGAAACAGUGAGCUCCUCCGUGAGUCUGCCCUGAGCCUGGGAGCCAGCCAGUAGCCAGCAGCUCCUCCCUCACUGUCCGCCCCCCAGCAGGGUUUAGGUUCUUGGGGAACCCUGGGGACCGCAGGACUUAUGAUGGAACAACUUGAGACCUAAUGGGAAUAGGAAUGAGGAACUAUCUUUGACAGUGGAAUUGAGAAUACCCUUCGAGAGAAAUUUUUAUAUUCACUAAAAUCAAAUGAUUCAGGCAGUAGGCUAAACUCAGACCAUAGGAAUAACAUGUUGUGCUUCUUGAAAUUGCCAUAAAGGGAAGGAACUCAUAAUUUCCAUUUAUCACUUCUUUCCUUCUGAAUUUUUCCAGUAUCUCUCUCCCCUGCUAGUCAGGUAAUGGGUAGAUCAAUUCUGUCAACUUUCUUGCAGAAAUUGACAACAGGCAAAAGGAAAUGGGCUUGAGUUUUUUUCUUUUGGCUUCAUCCACGUCUUCUGGUUUUAUGGAUCAGAGAGUUCUGACUGCCACCUUGGAUCUAUUAGCAAAAAAAUAAUCCUCUGUGUGAAUCAGCUGUGUUUGGAGCUGGGAGGGAGAAAAGUGGCCACCAGAAAGACACCUGACCUUGCAGGAGUCAGGGGCGGGGGGUACCCUCUGUCUUGAAGUGGGAGAUGGAGAGGGCCCUUAACUCCAUGUAGCUUAGUUAUCCAAAAUGUCUUUAAAAACCUCAUCUCUAAACAAGAACCCCUAUUUAUGGCUUUGUUCCCUUUUCUUUCCCAAGACAUGUAUUUGUUUAAGAACAAUUUCCUUGAUAACAAAAAUUACUUCUAAAAAACUCUUAAAACCACCGAGAAAAGACAAAGGAACAAAAUCAUCCGUAAUCCCGCUAUCCAGAGAGAACUGGCAUGCCUGUUUUGAUGUUUUCUUCCUGUUCAUAUUUAUGAUUAUAACUAAGAUGGACUUCAAUUGUACUCACCAUUGUGCUAUUUUUAAUUAAAUGUAUG